AUGGAUGAAACCAAGGUCAAAGAAGUAUAUGCUCGCCUUAAAAUAAAGAUGAAAAACGCAUAUUUCAUGGAGCAGAAUACCGCCAACCUCGAAAGCUUUAGAGUAGGGGCUUCAGCGUAUCUUGAUGGUCCAGGCCAGUAUGAAAACCUCUCCUUCUUUCAGAUAUGUACGAACUUAGAGGGAAAGGGAAUCAUUGGUUUGGAUAAUCUAAACGUAUUGGAAAAGCUAGUAGAAAAUACACCUGGAGGAGCUCAGCAACUUCUUAAAAUGAUCAACGAUGCGAAAAAACAAAUUCAAGGAUACAUGUCAGCGGAAGUUUUACCAGAGCCUGCAGGCAACUUUCAUAGGACGGAUGAUACGGCUGUUUCGCAUUCGCUGCUCCAGAAUAUAGGCAAAUCUAAUCUGCACAAGUCGGUUGGACUUAUAAGCAUCAGAUUGGAUCGCACCAGUUCUGGGACAGGGUUUCGUGUUGGGAAAAACUUCGUCAUGACUGCUUAUCAUGUAUUUAAAUCCACUAUCGAAAGUGACUGGGAAACAGUAAUAAAUGAAGCUGAACGAAGCGACAACAAGGAAGAAAUAUAUGAGGAGAUCCGCAGACUGUUUGGGGUUUCACCGCCUGAUGGUAUCAAACCUUGUCAUCAGCGUCUCCCAUUCGGGGAACUGUUUGCUUAUCUACAGAAAAAAGGUCGGAAAGUUGAAGACUUUGAAAAAUCAUGGAAAAGGAAUGUCAGUAUAGCAUUUGGAGUGAGAGAUGGUGAAACAACUGCCGGAACAUUUCACUUCGAAUACGACAUACCUUUUGCUGACAAGGAGCAUGAUGUUUUGGUUCUACAAAUCAGCGAAAAUGUUAAAACUCUUCCUCCUUCGUUGCCCCUUGAAGAACGCUCUGUUAAAAGUACUGUAAAUCUUUCUGGUUAUCCAAAAGGUCCAACGAAGGUUGAUUUGCGCACUGAUAUAGAUUGUAGAGUUUACAAAAACAACCAAAAUCUUCAAGCAGAUGUCAAUGAAGCCAUAGAAUGGUGGAAAAACCAAAGAAAUCAAGAUGUUACAGAUCAAUACGCUGAUGUUCAGUAUAACAACGACAAUGGAAAGGUCUUCCUGCACACUUCGGUGCAGUUUGAGGAUGGGUCAUCAGGGAGUCCAGCUAUAGCGAUGGUUAACGACCAACUCGUUGUGCAGCUGAUGUACCUUCGAGGCUAUCCCGAUUUCUGCUAUAGAGAAAAGAACUUUCCACCGUUGAAGUACUUGUUUGAGGCAGGAGUGUCCAUGCCUGCUGUAAUAACGCUCCUGCAGAGGUCGGGACUCCAAAUCUUGGAAUAAGAAUAUAGACUAGAACGAGAGGCAUUAAGGCAUACUAAAAUUCACUGUGGCAGUGUCACAACAUAACUAACAUAUAACGACUCAUCAUAACAACGUGAUUAUUGUGUGAAUGGAAACGUGGCUUAACGUCAUAAUUACUGUUCAACCAGACGGAAUACGCUGUUGAUGAUGAAUGCUUAAUUUAAAUUUAAUGCUGAUUUCAUCGGCGUUAAUGUGUAUGACUACUUAUUAUGGCAUGUAUGGACGUUAAAAUAAUUUCUUGAAAAAGUCUUUUAUAUCGACCAUAAAUGCCGUUUCAUGGCAGUCCGAUGCUUAAAUGUUUUCAUCUGUACCUUAUUGGAUAUUGUUUCAAUUGUUUAAAGGGUGGUUUAGAAUAUAUGAUAUGUUUAUCGGACAAUGCCUUUUCAAUUUUUGCUCAUUUUGCGUAAAUCAUUAACUCCGUGUGAUUUAGAAUUUUGUUUUACUUUCCCAUUUAUCCUAUUGAAACAUCAAAUACAGAAUUACAGUAUUGAUUUGUUGAAAUGUCUUAAAAUGCAUGGAAAACCGCAUGUCAAAAUUAAAAAAUGCAUGUGAGAAAAAAAAGGAAAAUGACCAAACAUGCAACAUUAUUGCCUUACUAAAUUAAAACGUGUUUUAUGGUGGAA
Messenger RNA from Ylistrum balloti, 1964 nucleotides. RefSeq lists its product as uncharacterized. NCBI's taxonomy places the organism in Eukaryota, Metazoa, Mollusca, Bivalvia, Pectinida, Pectinidae. The transcript is spliced from 4 exons. Bases 1 to 1320 code for a protein of 439 amino acids. The record is from RefSeq and is a predicted model, not a curated record.